AAAGUUGCCAUGACAAUGAUUUUUCGAAAUGUGAACUGUAAGAUGUUUAAACAGGUUCCUGGGGAAUGAGGUUGCACAGCACCCUGUGUUCCUCCCUGGUGAUUUAUAAAAGGAAUUAUUUAGAUGCAGGAGGCCAAAAGAAAUUAACAUAGAUGUGCCAGAUGCUACAUUUUCUUAAAUUCUUGAAAUUCAUGGGAUGCUGUGGUCAAAUAGGAAGAAAUUUAAGCUAGUAUUUCCACUGUGAGAGGGGCAGACACUCCUCUGCUCCCCCUGCACGUUAAGCUGCCUGGUGGCUGUACACCCACUGGAGUGUCUGCUAAAAGAGCUGUGAAGCCAUGGAGGAGGGAAAAAGGGUGGUUGGUUGUGUGAAGAUGAGGUUUGGGAGCAGAGUAUAUAAACCCAGUGUGAAGUAGACUUUUUGGUCUCCAUCUCAACAGUAAAUGCCUAAUAAUGAUUUGGUGGAGAUAUGUUUUUGCUCUGUGUGUUUAUAUGAGUGAAAGUACCACUCCAGAGUUUCCAGUUAUUUUGAAAUGUUUGAGGCUUUUAACAACACCUUUGGUCUGAACUAGGUUUUAUGUGUCAGUCAAAUUUUCCUAAUCCACAUAUAGGAGAAAACUCACAUGGAGAUUGGCAUGUGUGACAAGAUGUUGUUUCAUGGUUGUCUUUCUAUAUUCACCCCCCUGUUUCUGCUGAAGGAAGCUCUGAACAAGCUAAUGUUUCUACUUGUUUCCUAAGAAGGAAAUCUGUAAAAGCAUUCUAUGUGGAACCCAGGGAGCCUGAAUGAAGCUGUGAAGCUAGUGGAAUGAUUCCCUGUGUAGCUGAAACUAUGUUAGCUGAGUGCUGCUAAUGGCAUGGUGAGAUGUGUUGAAGAGCAGCUGCAAGGGUGUCCAAGGGCAGGGGGACCGUGCUAGGAGCUGGGCUUGCAACAUCAUGGGCCAGUGUGUCACCAAGUGCAAGAACCCUUCUUCUACCCUUGGCAGCAAAAAUGGGGAGAGAGAAUCUGGCAGCAAGUCCCACAGCAAGAGAAGUGCAGUCCACAAGGACGACCACGGCUCAGCUUGCGGGAAGGCUUCAGGAGACAUUCUUGUGAAUGGGACAAAGAAAACAGACGCUGCUGUAGAGUCCAGCCAGCCUCCAACGUUUUCUGGAGAUACAAAGAAAGACUCUGUUUGCAGUGCAGAGGAAUCUUCUCUUCAGAGGAUUGGGGAGUUAUUCAGGAGGUAUAAGGACGAGCGGGAAGAUGCCAUACUGGAAGAAGGAAUGGAACGAUUUUGCAAUGACCUCUGUGUUGAUCCCACUGAAUUUAAAGUACUAGUUUUGGCUUGGAAAUUCCAGGCUGCUACCAUGUGCAAAUUUACAAGGAAGGAGUUUUUUGAAGGCUGCAAAGCAAUAAAUGCAGACAGCAUUGAUGGCAUUUGUGCAAGGUUCCCCAGCCUCCUAAACGAAGCCAAGCAGGAGGAUAAAUUCAAGGAUCUCUAUCGUUUCACCUUCCAGUUUGGCCUGGACUCUGAAGAAGGACAGAGGUCGCUACAUCGGGAAAUAGCCAUUGCCCUUUGGAAAUUAGUCUUCACCCAAAACAAGCCCCCUAUUUUGGACCAGUGGUUACACUUCCUAAUCAAGAACCCCUCAGGAAUCAAGGGAAUCUCCCGGGACACGUGGAACAUGUUUCUAAAUUUUACUCAGGUGAUUGGACCGGACCUUAGCAACUACAGCGAGGACGAGGCCUGGCCGAGUCUCUUCGAUACCUUUGUGGAGUGGGAAAUGGAGCGGAGGAAAAAGGAGGAGGAAACCAAAUGCAUUCUGUCCUUGGACCCAGAGGGGCCGUGUGCGGACGGACAGACCUAGCGGCGGCCAGGCAGCAGUAACAAAAGCAACUCGUUGCCCUUCACGAAAUGUAAACUCUGGAUGUUUCUGGAAGUUACCGAGGCUCCAGAUUUUUCUACUUUACACCUUUUUCUGCCUUGUCUUUGAAAGGGCUCUAAAAUGCUGUAUCAUGUUUUAGGCACUUUCUUAAUUUUGGUUAUUCCUUUUACUCUUGCCCUGAAAUAUUUGACCCUGGCUACAAGUUAAGCAUUUUUUAAUUUUAUUUUAUUUUUAAGACUUCAGAUUAGUAUAAGUAAGUCUGAUACUUCUUGCACAAUGUAGAUCUUUUUAGUUAGGUUAAAUUAACAUUGCUAAAUUAUACAGUGCCAGAUUAAGUUUUUUCAUACUACAUCUGUCAGGGCAGGUCUGUACUGUGUGUAGUGCUGUUUACAUUGUUGAAAUUUUAGGCUGUAAUAAUUUUAAGGUUUUAUACUGAGAUGAACAGCAGUGUUAACUAUAAAUGCAUUAAUCCUGGGUAAUAAGGCUCUAAAAACCAACAUAAGCAACAGCUUUUUGUAAUAUGGCUAAUUCCCAUUUUGAGCUAACUCCUAGUGAAUGAGUCCAGAUCAUUCCUUUUUUUGGACUUUCAAACUAAAUGUUGGGAUUGUUUUAUAAAAUUACUGUACCUGUCAGUCAACUGAGUGAUAGAUGAUGAUUUAUAUCUAAAUCUCUUUACACAUUCACAUAAUAAAAGAGCAGUACUACCUCAGUUUUAUUGAAAGUGGACUUGUUGAUGGACUUCCAUUUUCUCUGGAAGUUGUAUUUUUGUGGUUACAUGAGAAUAUUUUUACUUGACUAAAAGAACCAAAGGUUCUGCUUCUUAAGAUUGCUAAACAUUGAGAGAAGCAACACACAGAUCCUAAGUCUUCAAGGAAAACUGUGGUAUAAUUCUGCUUUAAUUUGUUUGAUUUAUACCUAAAGUAUUACCUUACUUGUCUGGCAAGCACAGUACUUCUAUGUAAGGAACUAUCUUUUGCAUUAAUAUUGACGAACCAAUUUUUUAAAGCAUAUGUUUAAUUGCUAAAUUGCAGUUAAUACUCCACACUUUCUGGAGCAACAAUAUCGGCAUCUGAUGACAAAGUGAAUUCUUAAUGUGUUCUUAAUGACAGCAGUGUAGAUGAGUCAUUUUUAGACUGAUUUGAUAAUAUUUGGAUAGGAGUCAAUUUAUUAUUUUACAAUGCCUGUAUUGGGACUAUUUGCCUGUUGAAAUUGUUGUGACUUAAAGGGAGUUUUAUUAACACUGGUUGAAACUUUUUUGGUUAUUGAUGCUACCUUUUUUAAUUUUAGUAUGUCAACUUUUUUACACCUUUUGGUAAAAGGAUUGAUUGCCAAGGCUUUCUGUAUAGCCAAGUGCUGGCUUAAUGAAUUUGAUACACUUCUGUUACACACCUUUUAUUUUCAGAGCUGCAUUUCAGGAUCAUAAACCAACUUCAGCUGAAAAAAAAAACCAAACAAAAGCCUAGACAGUCAUCCACAGCAUCUAAUGGCUUUUGUGAUAUAAGGGUUUUAAAACUAAAGGGAAACAGGUUUUAAGUGAUGAGCUUGUCACCAGGUCCAGGGUGUUGUGCUUUGCACAUCUGUUGUGCCCCACAGGGGUUAGCAGAGAGAAGAGUGGGAUCUACCCAAAUUCUGGGACUGGCUUUGCUGGUAUGCAGCCCUGCAAUGGCUUGGAGGUCCUAAAUCACUAACAAAAUGUGGGUAAUGCAAACUGUUUAAAAACAAACCCACAGGCCACAGAUAGCAUCUCAUUCAUCUAAUAAAAGGAGAGUUUGGUCCAUGCUGCUCUUGCUGGGAGACAGACUGUGGAAAACAAAUGUGGUUGUUUUAGAUACAGCUGAAUCUGUCCCUUUGCAGGAGAGCCCUGAAGUUGCUGUUUUAUGGGUAAAUGCACCCACAGCUUUGUCCUUGCUUCUCUAACUUUUUGUGGCACAAAAUGUUGGGCAGCAAAACCUUAUUGUGAUUUGGUGAGCAAAGCAGGCCAAAGCACUCGUGCUGGAAUUGUUGAAUUUAUGGUGAGACUUUUGCUGGUGCUGUUAUUUUUAAAAGACUAAAAUAAAUUCCCCAACAGAGGCUGCUUUGUUAGGAAAAGUUCCAAAUGGAGACUGAUUUGAUAGUAAAUGAAGACUGUAUUUGUAAGUUUGAGACUCUUCAUUCAUUCAGCUAUUAAAUGCUUUGUUCGUCACAAAUUUUUUUUUUUCCCCAAAGGAAAUUUAAAAUGUCCAGAGUGUGAAGAGUAACUAUGCAAAGGGGUAGCUCACCAGAUGGCAGCUUCUGAUUUACACCCUAGCAUGCAGCAGCCCCAGAGGAUGAGGGAUAGAGCUCUUUAAGGAAGGUAUUUAUCUUGUGGUUGGAAUGUGGACUGCAGUGAGGAAAUCAAUCUGCAGUGCAUCAGGCUCAGCCAUUUUAAGGUAUCAGAGGUAAUACAGCUGUUUUUUAAAGGCAGAGGUGAACACACAGGAAGGGAAAGUCUGGUUUCCUGUUGGGGAAAGAACAAACCAUUACCCACAUGUUCUUGUGGGGGACAGCCCUGCUCCUGUUGUGCUGCUUCCAGCCAGGCAGGAGCAGCUCCACCCACUGGGCAGGGUACUUGCAAAAAUAGCCAAAUGAUCUAUCUAGUGAAGUAUCACUUAUCUUUAGCCUAAUUUUAGUCCUUUAAUUACCAUUUACAGAAUGCAAACCAGACCUGUGUCAGUUUUGAACUCCUGAAGCAGGAGCAGCUCUUUGGCAGUGCUGGCAGUGAGUGGGGCUGUCAGACCUUCUCUUGGAUUGCCUGGUGAUUUUGUGAUCCCUAACAAGACUGCCUGGACUCUGUAAUGUUGGGGUGAGGGAAUGGGGUUUGUGUGUGUCUCUGAGAAGUCUUUAAUAAUAUUGGAGCCUCUGAAAAUAUGCUUGUUUAAUGGUUAAACUGUGAAUAUCUGUGGAACAGGCCAAAUAUAUUCACUCUUCAUUUUUAUAUAAUUUAAUUCUUCAUUGUGUAGGGCACAGGACUGUAAGUGAGCAGUGAUGCUGAUGAAAUCCUUGAAACCAUUGCAACUGUUUAAUUUUUUAAAAAAUUAGAUUAUGCAUUAGGAAACUUUAUGCAUGUAGUGAAUCUGCUGCAACUUGGGAUAAAUAACAAUAGAUAACUAUAUAGAUAGUUGGAGUAAUAUACUGGAAAACUGGUCUGAUAUCCACAGUCUGUGGCAUUUUACUGCCUUCUCUUAUAUGCAAAGAAAUACAACUCCUGUAAACUUUAGCCCCUAGUAAUAAAACACUGACCACCUACACCAUAUUAUAGCUUGCAACACCUUUAAAAUUUGGCUUCCAGAUCAACUGGAGGCUUAAUUGUGCUAAUUUUCACUUGUGUGGGUGCAUUUCUGAGGUCAAAGACUAUCUUUUAAGUAAGGAUUUGAAAGAUCCUGCCCAUAGAACAUGACUGAGGCAAUGAGUUGGAAUUGAACACCAGAUUGUGAGUUAAUUUGCUGCUGGUGCUAUUCUACAUGGAGAAUUACAGCUUUUUAGUACUGUGCAGUCCUGGUGAAAGGACCACAGGAGGAUGACCAUGGGUCUGGCAGGUGGCACAGACACAGCUGGGACUGUGAGAGCUGCUUCCCCAGGCUGGCCCAACAGAUCUCCUGGAUCAGCUCUGAACCAGGACAGUUCUCAGCCAGGCACAGUUCAGAGCAUGGGGUGAGCUCAGGCUGCUCUGCUGAGGGCUGAGUGGCUCGGGCUGGGGGUGGAGGGUGCAGGCCCUCCUCCUGAGGGCAGUGCUGGGGGGCAGCAGCAGCUCUGCUGCAUGACUUUGAUUUCACUCUGUGUGUCCAUCAGAGCCUGAAGAACCCAUGGAUCCAGGACUAGCCUGUCCCCCAUGGUUCCCAGGCCUGUGCACUGACCAGUGACCUUAGACUUUUUGUGACACUGUCAACAUGAGCCUUGUUUCCAAAAAAAGCCCAACCAAGUUAAAGAAGCACCAUGUAGUUAAUAGCCACCUCAGUUGUGGUACAGUUUGUUGGCUGAGGUUACAUCAUUCCCAUUCUUUAGUAAAUAAUAGUCAUUGUGAGUUUCUGGGUCUUGCAGCCUUGCAUUCUGCAGUGUGAUGCUUUUUUAGAAGGUCCUCAGUAAAUUUGGCACCCAGUUCUUCCCUUGAGCCCACUCUGCUCAAAGUAUGUGCAUGUGAAUUUAGCCUUUCAUAUUAAAAAGGAAGAUGCUUAACCUGAAACUCAAAAUUCUUCAGGGUAGUGCUUCAAUAUGGAGAAAAACAUAUUUUUUCAGAUAAGUAUUAAAGCAAAGUGUCUGCUUAAAUUUUGUUGUGUGCAAACAAACCCACCAGUGUUAACAUUUUCUCUCUGGUCUAUUGAAGAUCAAACCUUUGGUUUUAUAGUGUGAACUGAAGUGAAAUUCAUGAGAUUGUAAGACAGAAAGAAGGCUGUAACUCCUUCACCAUGAAGUACGUAGGUAUCUCUACCUCUUGUUCUUAGACUUGAAUAGUUUAAGGCUACCAUCCUUUUGUCCCGGGAUUUUAUGCCUGGAUGAGUAAUCUAUUUUUUUUAAUUGACCCAAGUUAAGUAUUCUCUAUUUGCCAUAGUUUUUGGUAUCCUGUGUUUAACCUGUAUGCCAAGGACCCUUUGGGAGGGGGCCGGGUCAAGCUGCAAACCAGAGUUGGUCCUCCUGGGUGCUACUUUUGGAGUGCAAUAGAGCGACUGAGCAGAGCUAUGGGCCUGUGGCUCAGGGCUUCUGUCACCACACGUCCUCUUCCCUGGUCAGGCUGCCUGUACUGACAGUGAAUUGAAGAUGGAGCAGCUGCUCCCCAAGAGGGAGCCGUCAGCCUUUUCAUUUGCCCUUGAAAAGCUUUAGGAACCCACCUGAUGCAGUGCCAUGAGUGUGUUUUUCUUUAAAUCAAAAAUACUGUGUUUUGUUCCGUGUUGGACUGGACUUGUAACCACCCAGCAAAGAUGGGAGCUGCGAAAGUGCAAAGGCUACACGCAUCCUUUUUCUCCCUGAGGUCAGGAUCCUGCUCAGGAUAAAACCCUUGUGCUUGAGUAAAGCUGGAGUGUUCUCAAGAGAACUGGAGAUGCCAGAGUGGCUUUGGUGCUCAGCUGUGUUCAUUAAUGCAUUGGGGGGUGCUCUUCUCCAUGCAACACAUCUGUGCCCUUCCUUUCCUCCCCCAAAGCAAACUGCAGCACAGUUGCUGUCACAGCAAAUCCCCCAUUGUGUGAUGCUGUGGCAGCUGCUGCUGCAGGAUCCUUCCAGUGUGAGGGCUGCUUUUGGGGUGUGACCUCUUGCACUAUCAGGAGGGGCAUCUAUUUCAAAGAGAACAGGGUGACAUGUGAGACAGUAGGUAAAAAGAGCAUGUAUGUUCUUGUCCUAACAGCUUGCCUUAAAUCACUGACAUUGCAGCAGUUCCUUGCUACUAUUGCAAUCCUCAGUCUUUGAAAAUCCAACAGGUUCUGUAGGUAAUACUGUUUUUUGUUUAAUUUUUAGUAAGUUUCUAUCUUUGCAUAAUUGCACUCUUCAGAUAAGCCCUUUUUGGAUAACGUGUCAUUUCACACACAGGGAAAAAGGUCCAUCUCCAGUGUUUGUGCUGUAAAGUGUUUCUUUUUAUGCCCUGUAAAUUAUAUCUGGACUAAAGGUUGCCUACUAUUGAAGCAGUGUGUUUACUUGAAUGUUGCCAUUUUAUGCAGUUACAGCUGCUGACUCUUGCUCUUCUCUGGGCCUGUGAGAGUGGAGAUUGUGUGACCAGAGCUGGCAAACCUGCACAGAGGAUCAGUGGAGCUGAAGGCUGGCUGCUACUCCCAUGAGUGUUACACGUUAGAGGACUUCACAGAUCAGUGCUCCGUAUUUGGAAGUUGUGACUUCUUAAGUCAUGUUAAACAAAAUUGUUUGAAAAUACAUUUGCUUUCUUAUCUGUAAGUUUGAAAUAGUCUUUUAAAAAGAGAUGGGCUGGCAGGAGGGUUGGAGGGCCUGGUGCUGUGCGUUGUUGAGUAACUCAAGUUCCAGGAGCCGUGGAUGGGCCUGGCAGGGUUCUGUCCUGAGCCAGCGCUGCUGCGGUUUGCACUGGCUGGUCUUGAGGGCAUGAAGCAACCACAAGGCCUUGAUGGGCUCUGUGGAGAAGGGUCAGCCUGGGAGCACUGGUUGGUGCAGCCUUGUUCUUUCUUGUGGAUCUUGAGGCCCCAGUUCAGCCUCAGGUCCCUCCCUGUGGAAGGAAUGUGUUUUGGUAGUGUUUGCUCCCAGAGAGGUAACUCAGUGUAACUGAGGAAGUACCGGGAGCAGGCUUUGUGUGGCUGGCUGUGAGCACAGCUCCCUGAUGGGCCUCUGGGCUCCUCAGCAAACCAGCCAGGGUGGGCAGGGUCACAUCUGAUGCUCUUUGUGCCCGGGGGUGUUUUGCCUUUUCAGACUUACCCAGGAGAUAACCCUGUAUGAGCCAGUUUUCUCACUCUGGGAAACGAUGAAUGUGCUGCAUGUCACAGAGCAGCCCUGUGGUUCCUCUUUGGGACAGCAGUAUCAGAAGUGCUGUGUAAAUGUAAUGCUUGAAAACAGCUGGAGUAAAUUCUGUUUCAUGUAGGAUCUUUAUUUCAAGGGGAUGCAGCCAAAUUUGAAACCUGAUCUAGAGGAAAAUUGGGAAAAUUCCAGGGCAAUGCAUCUACUGAAUCCCAAACUACUGAAUUUGUUUGUAGUUUUACAGUUACCUUUCUUACAUCAGAUUUUCUCACCAUUGGUGUCUGGAACAGAAUGGAAACAGCAUCUUAUGGAAUGUGCAAUCUAAGGCACAAUGCAAAUAGGGUGUGAUAAGAAGGUUGUCUUUACUUGAUAGCAAUCCUGAGUGCAAUGUUUUUGUUGUGUCCCUUUUGGAAGAAGAGCAUUAAGUACAGUCUGAGGUUUUUUUCUUCAAGCAAAGCAUUGGUUUGUCCAUUACUGACUUCUUGUGAAAUUUGUGCCAGAUGUAUAUUAAAUAUUUUGGUGCUUUUUCUAA
Messenger RNA from Serinus canaria (Common canary), 8812 nucleotides. It is a transcript of the gene DCUN1D3, whose product is annotated as defective in cullin neddylation 1 domain containing 3. Lineage: Eukaryota; Metazoa; Chordata; Aves; Passeriformes; Fringillidae. Bases 931 to 1845 code for a protein of 304 amino acids. The transcript is spliced from 4 exons. Gene Ontology annotation, biological process: protein neddylation; positive regulation of ubiquitin-protein transferase activity. The record is from RefSeq and is a predicted model, not a curated record. Gene Ontology annotation, molecular function: ubiquitin conjugating enzyme binding; cullin family protein binding; ubiquitin-like protein binding. Gene Ontology annotation, cellular component: ubiquitin ligase complex.